Messenger RNA from Oncorhynchus masou masou (cherry salmon), 838 nucleotides. Its product is annotated as fibroblast growth factor 3-like. Gene Ontology annotation, molecular function: growth factor activity; fibroblast growth factor receptor binding. Gene Ontology annotation, biological process: fibroblast growth factor receptor signaling pathway; positive regulation of protein phosphorylation; regulation of cell migration. Bases 4 to 771 code for a protein of 255 amino acids. The transcript is spliced from 3 exons. The record is from RefSeq and is a predicted model, not a curated record. Lineage: Eukaryota; Metazoa; Chordata; Actinopteri; Salmoniformes; Salmonidae. Gene Ontology annotation, cellular component: cytoplasm.
ACAAUGGUUAUAAUUCAGUUCCUGUUGUUGCUGAGUUUCUUGGACCAAAGCAAGCAGGAUUAUCUGUCUCCGAGGCUUGCUAGGACUUCAGGCGCGCCUUGUGCCAGGGGCCAGGCGUGUGACCCAAGGCAGCGGAGAGAUGCUGGGGGACGCGGUGGAGUCUACGAGCACCUCGGAGGAGCACCAAGAUGCAGAAAACUUUACUGUGCAACUAAAUAUCAUUUGCAAAUACACCCAAGCGGGAAAAUAGACGGUUCUCUUGAGGAAAACAACCAAUUUAGCAUCAUGGAGAUCACAGCAGUGGAUGUUGGAGUGGUAGCGAUAAAGGGGAUAUUUUCCGGGAGAUAUCUGGCCAUGAAUGAUAAAGGACGUCUAUAUGCCUCGGAUGUGUUCAACCAGGAGUGUGAGUUCCUGGAGCGGAUUCAUGAGCUGGGCUACAACACAUAUGCUUCACGACACCACUCCACUCUGCAGCCCCCUGCAGUGGGUGGCAGUGGCAAACGACGAGCCAGUGCCAAGAGGCAGUGGUAUGUGUCCAUCAAUGGUAAAGGCCGGCCAAGGAGGGGCUUUAAGACACGCAGCACUGACAAAGCCUCCCUUUUCCUGCCUCGAGUGCUAGGCAAUAAGGACCAUGAGAUGGUGCGAAAGCUCCGUGACAGCCAGAGGCCUCCAGCUGGACAGCAGAGUCCUACUAUGGGUCGGGCUGAGCACCGGAGACGGAGACACCGGGCCCGUGGCAGAAAGGGCAGAACCAAGAGGCCUGGUGACUGACUGACACUCGCCACUGCCUGAGCAGUAGGCCCUACUUCUCCGCUGAGGAGCACCAGUUCACGGCACA